UAAACACUCAUCCGAGCAGAUCGAGCACACAAACACAAUCUUUAAAUGUCAAAAACCACAGCAUCACGAGAGUCUAAAAUACCGGCGCCACCGAAAGUACAAAUCUUUUUUUAUCACCAAAAAUGCUGAUAAAAGCAAUCCGAGUAAUCGGGGUGACAAAAUAUUAUAAACCCCAAUAUUGGGGGUUUAUGGGUUCAAGAAAUGCAAAGAGACAAAGCAUAGUGGCGGAGAGAGAGAGAGAAGAGAGGAGAGAGGGGAGAGUACAUGCCAUCUGGUGUACAAGGAGCACUUUCCGGGUUAUUUCUGCUGGAGAUUUUUGCUCUGUUGUUACUGCUAGACUGUAACUGAUAAAAAGCAGACCACUUUUUCCUCUCUCUCCUCUAUCUCUCUUCUUAUCUCCUCUCACUCUAACCCACUGCCUCUUUCUCCUCCAAUUUCAAAACCCUAUUUCCAAUUUCCUGCUCUGAUCUUCUUUGCAUGUCGUUUGGGAAAUGCAUCGAAAGGUUAACAAAGUGAUGGUCACGUGGAGUUGCAUGAUUCGCCGUGUUUUGGGUGAUUUGGAUGGAGGAGAUUCUGCAGGAGCUGGUUUUGCUGAGCUUUGGGAUAGAAUUAGGUUUUUGUCAGCCUUCUGGGCCUCGGUUUCUCCUGGGUUUACGGGAAUUUCUUUUCCUGAAUUUGGGUAGAUUGGAAAGCGGCUUCCUUUUAGUUUGUGUUAGGUUGUUCUUCAUCUCUGUGGAGAUGUCUUUUUCUCAUUUUGUUUCUGUUUGGGGGUUUUUCUUUGCCCCCUGUAUGUUGUUUGACUUUUUCUGCUUUUUUCCUCUUUUAAUAUAUCGUCUCUUUAUUAAUAAAAAAGUGUGUUGACUUGCUGUUUAAUUAGUAAACUAAUAAUAAUUUUUUUUUAUAUAUAUUAAACAACUCUCAGAUUAUGUGAGACUAAAUAUUUGAAAGACUAGCUGUCUUUCAUGUGUACGUAUGAGAACAUGAGUCUCGGAUGAGAUUCGGACAGAAUAUGUUGUAAAAGUUCUUCGUAUUUGUUAUUAUAGUAAUUAAUUAGUUUGAUGUGAUUCCAAUGUUGUUCAUGUGAAGUUAAGAAUAGUAAAACACAGUGAGAAAUUAUUUGGUUGACAAUAAUAAUUAAAAGCAUUUCGCAUUUAGUUAUAGGCAAUUACUCUGGUUAGAAGAAAACACAGAGGAGUUCUAUGUUGUCACUUAUUUUCUAAUUAUGGGAACUCUACACAAACCCAAAUCGACCAAAUUUGUUUCAUAAGGGCCUUAGGUCAUAUUUCUUGACCCAUGAGUUCAUAUAUGGAUAUUUGAGAUGUCACCUACUGUGCCCCUCAACCAUCCAUAUUGAGUCCAGCAGUUAUGAUAUAGAAACUGUGUGCGUGUAUGUGUAGAAAAAGAGAGAGAGAGAGAGAGAGAGAGAAUUAGGAUAUCUUGCCUGACAGUUUGACACGUUAUCUUGCCAUAAUGCAAACAAGAAUUACGUGUUUAGGAGAGUCGGUUUUUCUUGUUGUCUUUUCUUUUGAGAUGCUUUUGAUGCUCAUGUUGCAUUUUACCUAGUUCCUGGAGGAGUUCUAACAUUUAUAGUUAUGUUAGUAGUCAAAUUGGUGUGAAUUAGGCCAAAUCUGAAUAUGAAUUUGAUUAUCCAUAUAUUUUGGAAUGAAGUUGAAAUCUGAAAAAAUGUCCACAAACUCAAACUACAUUGAGACUUGAAUAUUUGUAGUAUAUGUACAAACUUUUUAAAAACAAUAGAUUAUGUGUAUGAAUUAUCAGAGAAUAUAUAAUAAUACUUAUUUCUAAAAAAAUUAUUGGGUUUAAAAAUUCUAGUUAGAUUACUGUGUUAGACUUGGAUCUGUUUGUCUGUUAGGGAAUCGAAUCUUAGAGGGAUGGAUUUGGCUUGCAAUUGAAUAUUGACAGAACUUGUUGGUAUCUGCAGUGUAAGAGUUAUGUUGUGAUUUUCCUUUUGGGGGAAGGGAGUUUGAUGGUUUUGUCUUUUAGAAGCUUUAGAGUUAAUCAAAGAACUGAAGUUUAUAUUCAGUUCUGUCAUACCCGUUUAAUGCUAGUAGAUAUAUUUUGCAGUUUUUAUAGUGAUUUUGGAUGUUAAGUAUAUGGGAUCUGCAUCCUAUAAGUUUGUUUAUAUUCAGUUCUGUCAUACCCUAAACCCUUAUAGGAUCUGCAUCCUAUAAGUUUGUUUAUGCUUUUUUCCUUGUUGUUGCAGGUUUGUCAACAAUAGUUGGAUGGUUUGAGCUAAAACAUCAGCUUUGACGUGGAACACUAUUUUGUUUUAUAUGCAGUGAUAUGUGAAUGAUGGCAAUGUAGUAUUGCCCACCUUUUGUGGUGCUGGAUAUAUGUAUUUAUAUUCAGCAAAGAAGGGAAGAGACUGAACGAGUUUGCUGUCAAUUAAUGUUAAGAGCCGAAAGCGGAGCAUUUCCAUGGCUUUGAGGGUGGCAAUUACCAAAUGACUUUACCUGCACUUCAUCAUUUAUAGUGAUUUUUGUCAACGGAAGAUUCCAGAUUUUUCAGUAACUCUUAAACAGAAAAAUAUACAGCUGGUAGAUAUCACCUUUCGUGCUGAUGGUUAUAUGUCUUGCAAAUAGGGGAACAUAAGGAAGACUGGUAAAGUGGAACUGCAGUGAGUUGGCAGAGAUGUUUCUCAGCAAAGAAAUUGACGAUUUGCAUGAUGAUGGGUUUGAAGGAUCGAAAACUGAGCACUGUAUAUUCACAGAGGUUUUCUUUGGUCAAGACAUUGGUCGCACUAGUAACAGAUGUCUUGUUACUGGAAUGAUUAACUUUGAAUGUGAGUCAAGUAAGAACACUGAUGCAGCACUGUCUCCAAACAGUGAAAACUCAGUUGUAACAAGUCAUUCAUCCCCUAAAAGUACCUGUUUAGAGGAGUUUUAUAAUGCAACCAAAGAAAUUAGAGAAACCUCCGGACCAGGGUUCUCCUUGGACAGGUCUGCUAUGUUAGAUAGGAAUGGUGAUGAUGCGGCUGUUAAGAGAAUGAAGUUUUCAGCUGAUGAGCUUCCUAAUACUAAACCUGGUUUAGGAAAGGUCAUGUCUGGUCCAGCUUCAAACUCUGUCUCUGAAACAGUGACAUUUCGUUUGGUUGAAUCUUCUAGCCAGGGAGUCACGUCUAGUUGCUAUCUGUUUAAGCAACAUGCAGAACUUAACAAACCAGGUGUAACAGGUGACCCAGAUGUUUCAAAGUGCAGAUUGCCAAACUCAAGUGGGGAUGAUAGAAAGGAAGUCUGCCUAAGUAAAGCUAUUGCUUCACCUGUUUCACAUGAGAACUUCUCGGCCAGGCUUCUGGCUGCAAGUCCAUUAGCCACUGUUAUGGAUAAGUCCAGAACUACUCUACCUGCCGAGGGAAAGCCCAAGGGAUUUGAAUCUCCUGUUUUGGAUGUAUCCAACGUGGCCUUGAAGACAAAGAAUGGUAAGGAUCCUCGUCCGCUUCUCCAAUAUCAUGUUGCUCGCUUGCUUGAAGCUGCUGGAUGGCAUAUUGAGAGGCAAAAAAGAGCUAGUAGAAAUUAUAUGGAGACUGUUUAUAUAACACCUAAGGGAAGGUUAAUUCGUGAACUCCCCAAAGCUUGGCGGUUAUGUGGAGAACUUUUGUUAGCAGAUGGGUACAGUAUGCUGCAGGAAGAUGAUACGAAGGAGUGGGCCAAUAUCAGUCAGUUCUGGUCAGAUCUGUCUGGUGCUAUAGUAAGUAUUGAGAAGGAGAUGCAUCAUCCACAACCUACUACUGUGUUGGCUUACUGCUGGAGGCUUUUAGAUCCUUUUGUGGUUGUCGUGUUUAUUGCGAGAAAGAUUGGUAGUCUAAGAAAGGGAGAGAUAGUUAACGCAACUCAAAGUAUAGUUGAUUCAAACCAUAAGACUGAUUCUGCUUUGGCCUUGAAUUGUGCCGAUAACAUAGAAGAUCAUUUUACUAAGGAAGAUGUGUCAGCUCCCCACCGUGAUUCCACAUUGGCGAGGAAGGGUUUGGCAGUUUCUGAGGGAGAUUACAAUGCCUGUGGGAAAUCUGGUAAUGAGGAAGUGAAAUUUCGUAUGGGACUAUCUAUUUAUUCAGCUAAUGCAGAUAGUCAUUGCUUGGUGAAUGCUGGUAAUAGAGUUGAAAAUGGGUUCUCUGGGAGAAUGACAUGUCCGGAUUCCUUACCAGUUUGUGGGUCUGGUGGCACCUGCAUUCAUUCAGCUACUCAUCAAGAUGAAACUUCCAGAAACUGUAACAAUGUGCAUGGGGGUUCUGAAGCUGUAUCCCCUCACCAAGAUAGCAAUGCAAAUUCCCCUAGCUCUAAUAAACAGAGUUCUGGACUUGAUUUAGAAACACCUAAGGAAAUUAUGGUAGACACAUCAGUGGAUUAUUCUGAGGAAAAAGAUGAAUCCAAGGAAGGCAAGGUUGAUGAUAAGCUGGAAAGUGCUCAGAAGGGAUCACUAGAUAACCAAGGAAACUGCAUAGUUGAUGUUCUGAAAAGAAAAACGCGUAGGAAGUCUAAGAAGAUAUCUGAAAUUGAACCAAGCACGUUAUACCGAAGAAACCUUUUAGAUUUUACUUCAAGUGGUGCUGAUUCACUGUGUAUUGAUGCUAAUGGUACCCAGUCAAAGUUGAAAGAGGCCCAGGAUGAAUUUACAGGCAAUAAAAGAUGCAAAGGAAGUCGCAAGAUGCCCUUACCUCCCGACUCUUGCCCGCAACAGAUUGGGAGGAAAAGUUCAAAGUUGAUGAAGAUUUCUCGUGAAUGCUAUGAUUUUCAGACUGGAAAAAGGAAAUCAUUUAAUUGCCAAAUUGAAGAUGAUGACUUGUUGGUUUCAGCCAUUAUCAAAAACAAAGAUUUUAGGACAACUCAUGCUCAGUAUUUGUCUAGAAAGAAAGCCUACAAAUCAAGAGCUCAUAAGAAAGGCAAAACUAAAAUCCAAAAGAGUAGUUGCAAGUUGCUUCCAAGAAGCCUGGGCAGUGGGGGGAAGCACUUUAAGGAUGGAAAGUGGCAUUCUGUAGGAGUGAAAACAGUUUUGUCUUGGUUAAUUGAUGCUGGUGUCAUAUCUCUAGAUGAUGUGAUUCAGUAUCGAAAUCCCAAGGAUGGUGGUGUCCUUAUAGAUGGUCUGGUUACCAGGGACGGCAUUUUUUGCAAGUGUUGCAGUAAAGUAGUUUCAGUUUCUGAGUUCAAGAGUCAUGGUGGGUUCAAACAGAAUCGUCCAUGUUUGAAUCUUUUCAUGGAAUCUGGUCAAUCCUUCACCUUAUGCCAGCUUCAAGCUUGGUCAGCUGAAUACAAGACCAGGAAAAAGAGCAGCCAAGUCGUGCGAGACGAUGAAAAUGAUCAAAAUGAUGAUUCGUGUGGAAUUUGUGGUGAUGGUGGCGAGUUGAUAUGCUGUGAUAAUUGCCCAUCUACAUUUCAUCAGGCUUGUUUGUCUCUGCAGGAGCUCCCUGAAGGCAGUUGGUAUUGCUCAAAUUGCACCUGUUGGAUAUGUGGUGAUUUCGUUAAUGACAAAGGGGCUCCAAGUCCUGAUGGAUUUAAGUGUUCACAGUGUGAGCACAAAUAUCAUGAUGCAUGCCUGAAAGAAAAAUGGACAUACGGAGCGAUACCAGAUACUUUUUUCUGUAACAGAAGCUGUCAGGAGGCAUAUUCUGGUCUUCAAUCUCGUGUUGGCUGCAUUAAUCAUUUUGCUGAUGGCUUUUCAUGGACACUGCUUAGAUGCAUUCAUGAUGACCAAAAGGAUCAUUCUGCUCAACGAUUUGCACUGAAGGCAGAAUGCAAUACAAAACUAGCUGUUUCUCUUACAAUAAUGGAGGAAUGCUUUUUGUCAAUGGUUGAUCCUAGAACAGGCAUAGACAUGAUACCCCAUGUCUUGUACAACUGGGGGUCAGAGUUUGCACGUUUGAAUUUUCAAGGCUUUUACACUGCAGUCUUGGAGAAAGAUGAUGCGUUGGUAUCUGUAGCAUCCAUCAGGGUGCAUGGAACAACAGUUGCAGAGAUGCCGCUUAUUGCAACUUGCAGUGAAUUCCGUCGCCAGGGAAUGUGCCGACGCCUCCUCGCUGCAAUUGAAGAGAUGCUACUAUCUUUUAAGGUUGAAAAGCUUGUCGUAGCUGCCAUUCCCGAUUUGGUUGAGACAUGGACACAGGGUUUUGGCUUUGUACCUGUAGAAGGCGAUGAAAAGCGUGGUUUGGACAAGAUCAACUUGAUGGUCUUUCCUGGAACAAUGCUGCUCAAAAAACCCUUGUACGAAAAUCAAAAAGCACAUAGGCGUUCCAAAAUGGAAACCAACAGAGUUGCUGCUGAUGCGGAGUUAGAAGUCGGCGCUGAAGCUGAAUUCAACGAUGGUAUCCAUCCAUUCGAGGGAACCGGUUGUCAGAUCGAAGAAGGCUGGGAAUCCGAACUUGAUACCAAGGAAGCGGAAGUCGGAGUUAAGGGAAGCAAGAAUGCGCAAGCAGAAGUAGGUGAAGCCGAAGGAAGCACUUUGCAGGGCGAAUUUUCAAAGCUGUCUGUGGAAGAAGUAGCAGAACUAAGAUUAGAAAAUAGCGACGGGCCGGAAACCGUGGCUAAUGUUGAAUCCUUGAAAAUGUAUGAUGAAAUACAGCAGCAGCUUCCUUUGGACGAAUAAUCGCAAAAAAUUAAAAAAAAUGCGAUUUUGAAAUAAAAUAUAAAAUCGUUUAAGUUAAAA
Messenger RNA from Pyrus x bretschneideri (Chinese white pear), 6651 nucleotides. RefSeq names its product increased DNA methylation 1-like. Lineage: Eukaryota; Viridiplantae; Streptophyta; Magnoliopsida; Rosales; Rosaceae. The record is from RefSeq and is a predicted model, not a curated record. Gene Ontology annotation, molecular function: acyltransferase activity, transferring groups other than amino-acyl groups. The transcript is spliced from 9 exons. The coding region runs from base 2650 to 6591 and encodes 1313 amino acids.